Aspergillus heteromorphus CBS 117.55 is the source of this 2764-nucleotide messenger RNA. It is a transcript of the gene mdr2, whose product is annotated as ATP-binding cassette permease mdr2. Gene Ontology annotation, molecular function: ATP binding; ATP hydrolysis activity; ABC-type oligopeptide transporter activity. Bases 163 to 2517 code for a protein of 784 amino acids. NCBI's taxonomy places the organism in Eukaryota, Fungi, Ascomycota, Eurotiomycetes, Eurotiales, Aspergillaceae. Gene Ontology annotation, biological process: transmembrane transport. The record is from RefSeq and is a predicted model, not a curated record. The transcript is spliced from 3 exons. Gene Ontology annotation, cellular component: membrane.
CUCCCUACCGUCCGGCCGGUGUCCAAGAAAAGCGGUUGCUCUUGGCUGUGUCAUGAUUUACAGCAGACCUUCACUCAUUAUCUAGUGGGACAUGGCAUCCUGUGUACCUCGUGAGGCAUCCAUCUGAGCAGCCAUCCGACUCCGCUUCUACUCUCGCCCGAAAUGCGCGGGGCCAGGUUGCUGGCUUCCUGGGCCCCUGGGGUCCUACCCAAGCAGGGAACCCAGGUGCAUGGAAGCAUUCUGAACGAGUUCUAUUGCAGAGCUCAGGCACCUCGGUCUGGACCUGGUGUUUUUGGUGGCUUCCGCCGACAGCUUUCCGGACUUUCGCGCCCAUUACGCAAUGACCUUUCCUUGACAUCUGGACUACGCUUCCCUCACGGCAAUGGCUCGCGGUUCUCUCUUAUACAGUCACAACUAGCAGCACACUCCCGGCUUUUCACCUCGACGCAGCGGUCGUUGGACUCUAAGUCAUCGGACUCCACGAAACCUACACAAACGGACAAGAAGAUAUCUCAGGACAAUGAAGACGAAGAUAUAGACAAGGGGUUCGAGCUCUCCGAAAAAGCAGCCCAGGCUUCAAAGAUCAACCUUUCCGCGAGGCUAGCGAAGGAGGGAGCUGGGGGGGAUAAGGCCGGCUGGAAAGAGAUAUGGCGACUUCUGCUCAUUGCGCGACCCGAAGCCAAAAAGCUCUCGCUUGCUUUCUUCUUCUUGCUCAUUUCCUCUGGUAUUACGAUGUCCGUCCCCUUCUCGAUUGGAAAGAUCAUGGAUGCAGCUACCAAGUCCACUGAAGAAGGUGGUGGUGGCGACCUGCUCUUUGGUUUGAGCACAACGAUGUUCUAUGGCGCCUUGGCUGGAAUUCUAACCUUGGGAGCCCUGGCCAACUAUGGUCGCAUUGUCAUUCUACGUGUUGUUGGCGAACGUGUUGUGGCCAGGCUUCGUUCGAGCCUUUUCCGCAAGACUUUCGUCCAGGACGCAGAGUUCUUCGAUGCGAACCGAGUGGGUGACUUGAUCUCUCGACUUGGCUCUGACACUAUCAUCGUGGGUAAAAGCAUCACGCAAAACCUGUCCGACGGGUUGCGCGCAACUGUUAGCGGUGUCGCUGGAUUCGGUCUCAUGGCUUAUGUCAGUCUCAAACUGUCGAGUCUGCUGUUUAUUUUGCUUCCUCCCAUUGGCAUUGCAGCCAUGGUCUUUGGAAGGGCGGUCCGGAACCUCAGUCGCAAGAUCCAGAAGAACCUAGGUACUUUGACCAAGAUUGCAGAGGAACGUUUGGGCAACGUCAAGACCAGCCAGUCCUUUGCGGGGGAAGUCCUCGAAGUCAACCGGUACAACACUCAAGUGCGGAAAAUCUUUGAACUCGGCAAGAAAGAAUCCUUGAUUAGCGCUACGUUCUUCAGUUCGACUGGCUUCAUGGGUAACAUGACGAUAUUGGUGCUCCUCUAUGCUGGAAGUGCCCUGGUCCAAUCUGGUGGCAUUACGAUAGGAGAGUUAACAUCGUUCUUGAUGUAUACGGCCUAUGCGGGCUCCAGCAUGUUCGGUCUCUCCGGUUUCUACUCCGAAUUGAUGAAGGGUGUUGGAGCGGCCAGUCGUCUUUUCGAGUUGCAGGACCGUGAACCGACGAUAUCGCCCACCAAGGGCAUCAAGGUCGACACCGCUCGGGGCCCUAUCCGCUUCGAGAAUGUCACCUUCAGCUACCCAACACGCCCUGCCGUUCCGAUCUUCACGGAUCUGAACUUUGAAAUCCCGCAAGGAAAGAACGUCGCCAUUGUCGGGCCGUCGGGAGGAGGAAAGUCGACCAUUGCUUCGCUGCUGCUGAGAUUCUACAACACGACUGGAGGACGUGUCUUGAUUGACGGCAAGGACAUUAGCAAGAUGAACGCAAAGUCCCUCCGCAGGAAGAUUGGUGUUGUCGCUCAGGAGCCUGUGCUUUUCUCUGGAUCGAUUGCCGAUAACAUUUCCUAUGGCAGUGUACGGGCGAGUAGAUCAGAGAUUGUUGCAGCCGCCAGGAAAGCGAACUGCCAGUUUAUCAGCGACUUCCCUGACGGUCUUGACACUCAGGUGGGACCUCGCGGAGCUCAACUCUCCGGUGGACAAAAGCAGCGCAUUGCCAUUGCCCGCGCUCUCAUCAAGAACCCCGAUAUUCUGAUCCUGGACGAAGCCACCUCUGCUCUUGACGCGGAAUCCGAGACACUGGUCAACAGUGCCCUUGCUGCUCUUCUUCGUGGCAACAACACGACGAUCAGCAUUGCUCACCGACUCUCCACCAUCAAGCGUUCUGACACGAUCAUUGUUCUCGCCCCCGACGGAAAGGUGGCCGAACAAGGGUCCUUCGAAGAGCUUAGCGCUCGUCCCGAUGGUGCGUUCACGAAGCUGAUGGAAUGGCAGAUGAGCGGCGGCGAGACUACGUCAAAGGACGCUCCCAUUAGCCCGGAUACUGCCGAGAAGCUGUGGGAGUUGGAGAAGGAGGAAGCCGAGGCAGAGGCCGAAGCAGAGGCCGACGGCACCAAGCCAACACGGUGAAACGACGAAUCUUCUGGAUAGCCCAGGGUAUCAUCCUUUUUUUUAGCACAUUUCUCUUCAUAUUGUUUGUUAUAUUGUUGGUUUGGUUUUCCUUUCAGCAGUGUAGAGUAUUCGGCCCCUGGGGCACAUACACUUUUGGCACUUUUGUCUAGACGGGUGGGCCACCUUCUGCGGAUGUAUCUAAUAUGGGAGAUCUUGCCUGGAACGGGCAGCUCUGAUGACCGGAUAGAUAAAUAUAAUACCCAUC